This is a messenger RNA of Varanus komodoensis (Komodo dragon), 1807 nucleotides long. RefSeq names its product abhydrolase domain containing 14A (gene ABHD14A). Gene Ontology annotation, cellular component: cytoplasm. Lineage: Eukaryota; Metazoa; Chordata; Lepidosauria; Squamata; Varanidae. The transcript is spliced from 5 exons. The record is from RefSeq and is a predicted model, not a curated record. Bases 47 to 853 code for a protein of 268 amino acids.
GCUGUUGCUGCUGCUGCUGCUCCUGAAGCUGCUGCGUGCAGAAAAGAUGACUAUGACUUUGAUCCGCAACAGGCUGGGGCUGUUGGUCCUAGGAGUUCUCGUCACCUUUGUCCUGUACCUGUUGCUUCCUGCUAUCCAGCACGAGAGAUUUACAUCCUCAGUAGACAUCCCCAAGCCACGAGCCAUGGAAGAAGACAUGAAGAAGGGCCAAGGUGCUGGCAAUAUCACUAUUUUGACAGGGACAGUCCUGCAAAACCCUUCAGUUUUCUUUAGAGAAGCUGUUCCGGCUCAGAAAGAUGGAGCUCUUUCCACUGAAAGACUGGCGGUGGUUUUCCUGCACGGUCAGUCCUUCACUUCCAAGACAUGGGAGAAAUUGGGAACGCUGGCUCUGCUUUCUGAGAAUGGAUAUCGUGCAAUAGCUAUUGACUUGCCUGGCUAUGGAGACUCUCCGCCAUCCAGUGCUGUUGAGGCAGCACAAGGGCGUAUUGCCUUCCUGCAGCAAAUUUUCAAGGAGCUGAACCUUCAGAAGCCUGUUUUGAUAAGCUCAUCCAUGAGUGGGCGCUAUGCAAUCCCGCUCCUUCUGGCCAGUGGGGAUCAGCUGAAGGGCUUUGUGCCCAUUGCACCAGUGGGCACCAAGGACUUCACUGCACAGCAGUAUCAGCAGGUCAAGACUCCAACCUUGAUCAUCUAUGGAGAUCGGGACACUGGCCUGGGAACUCAGUCUCUUCAGAGCCUGCAGGAGAUCCCCAAAUCCAGAGUGGUCGUGCUGCCUGGAGCUGGCCAUGCCUGUUACCUUGAUAAGCCUCAGGAAUUUCACAAAGCGCUCCUGAGCUUCCUCGGAGAGCUCAAAUGACUGUGGUGCCCUGCCCGUUUGCCCUGCCCUGCCCUGCCAUCCUCCUCCUGGGAAACAAUCAGGACUGAAUCUCUGCCAUAUAACUGGGGUGCUGCUUUGUGUUUGAAUCUGUUUCUUCCUUCGUAUGUAAAGGGCCCCCAGGGCUUGCUGACUGGCUCACCGGUUCACUCCUUGGGCUGCUUCUCUUGUGACUGCUCUGUGUCAUGCCGCUUGGCAGGCCUGUGGCACCAAGGUUCUGCAGAGUUGGGUGCUGCCUUUUCCAAACUGUGUGUUGCAAUGGGCUCUGGAGAACUUCACCUGUACAUCCCGUUGGAAUUUUGUUCCAUUGAAGAGCUGAUCUCUUCAGAUGAAGAUGCAACUUCCUGCUCCAGUUUCUUGUUUGAAGAGCACAAGCCACCAGUGUUGUGCUGAGGUGGCACUCCCUUUAUCACCAGCGGAUCGUUGCUUCUAGUGUACACAUUUGUGUUCUAAGGAUCAAGUACACAGAAUGUACUUGAUGCUUUUAUUUCUCCUCUCCUCAGACUUGUCCCUCAGCAAGAGGAGAUGAAGUGGGUUGUUCAUUCUUGCUUGGAUUGGAAGUUCUGAAGAGGGACAACGAUGGUGGUUCUUGAUGUUUGGAAUUAGUGAGAAGACUUUUGGGGGACUUAAGGGAAUUCUUCAACAGCAACACAACUAUUUAAAUGUCUCUCUUUUUUUUGUUUUUGUUUUAACCUUGGGGACCCCAGCUGUUACAGGUUGGCUGAAUGUGGGUGAUUUGUUUUGUCAGACGGUUUGAAUUAGCUCUUGUUCAAGAAAGGAUGUGGAGGAGACGUGGGGAGAGCAAUGCAACAAGCUUCCAAGGAAUGUAGUCCAUAUGUUAGGGUAAGAGAUUGCUCCUGCCCACUAAAUCAUAAGCUAUCUAGUUUUUUGAGUGUUGCAAAACUGUUCAAGGGUCAAUAAAUAAUUUGUACAGAU